AAUUUAAUUCUGUUGUUAACAUAAUCUUUUUUUUUUUUUUUUUUUUUUGCGUACAAUGGUUUCUGGGUUCUGAUUCUCACCUUUGGAUCUUGAGGGCAUUUUGAGAAAUCAAGCGUUGAAUGUUUGGUUUCUACAUGGGUUUCGUUGAGGGCUGAAGGUUGUAUCUUUAAUUGAUGUUUAAUCUGCAUGAUUGUCAAAUUACCAGAGUAUUUCAUUGUUUGGAUUCCAAUGAUUUCGAUGUUAUUGGCAGCUUGAGGAAUUGUGUGUAGCAUAGGUGUAGAUAAAUUUGUUCUUUGAUUUCUCUCAAUUUCAUUAAUUGUUGAGAUAUCCUUUUGGUUUUUCCUUCUAUGUUCCCUGGAUUAGUUGUUGAACUUGAGAUCACCAAGUCUUUGACGAUUUUCACUAUUCAAUCAUCAAAUAUUUUUUUUCCUGGAUUAGUUGUUGAACUUGAGAUCACCAAGUCUUUGGAAUUACAAGGUAGUUGGCUGCAUUUGGUCUCAUAAUAUAUAAUGUCAGUCUCAUCUUUUUCUCCAAAUGCUGUUUCUUCUAUUAUGUGCAUUAGCAUUCAUUCCUUCAUGGAUCCCGUUUGUGCAUCUUUUAACUAAUUGUUUGAGCAAGGCCAUUUUGAACUCAAAUGGCUUUAGUCAUCUUCAUAUUAAUGCGUUAUUACAGGAUCCCUCCACCCAAUUACAUUUGACUUUUCUAUGGAAUCUCCACCAUCUGAUGUGGUUGGAACGUCCUUAUUAACUCAAGUCAACUCUCAGUUUGUGUGUUUGGCAUGCUUGUAUUUUUAAUUGUUUUUUUUUACUUUUAAAAUUCGUUGAACUUUGAAAAGAAAUGCAAUGGGCUUUUAAAUUGAUAUAUCGAGGGAAUUAGUGUAGUUUUUUUAUUUUAUGUUUGUGCUCUUCUUGUCCUUGUAGUGUUUUCAUUCUCUAACAUGCCUUGCAUCUGGGUUCCAGUUUAGGCGUCAAUGGGGAUAUUUGCAGUAUGAUGCUUUUCGAGGGAUUAGAUGCAAGUACUUGGUUUUCUCCAUCUAUUUUAUGUUUUACAUAUUCUUAAUGCUUAAAGAUGUAGCUUAAAAUAGGGAGAAUAAUUGAGAGAAAAAGAAGAGGAAGAAAAAGUGACCAUCAUUAAAACAUUUUGUUUUGUUUUCUCUACUUUUUUUUUCUUUUCUAUGUCACCUAUAUACUGUUGUGAAUCUACAUUUUCCAUGGGUUUAGGAAUUGUGCGCGAUCCAUCAAAAUGCAGUAAGUUGAGUAUGGAUGAAAAAAGAGAACUUGUCUAUGAAAUAUCAAAAAGGUCACAUGGUUCUGAAAUGCUACAGUCAUGGAGCCGUCAGGAGAUUCUACAGAUCCUUUCUGCAGAAAUGGGGAAAGAGAGGAAAUACACUGGCUUGACAAAGGUGAAAAUUAUAGAGAACCUUCUGAAAAUUGUAUCGGAAAGGAAAUCAGGGGAGCAAGAGCCCAUAACAGACCUAGAAGCUCCAUCUUCUCCAGCUGAUGGCCCAAGAGCUUCAAAGAGGCAGAGGAAAACUGAUCACCCGUCACGAUUAGUUGUUCCAGUGAACAGUCUUUCUAGAAACGAUGAUGGAAAUGAUUUAGGUAGCACCACAUACUGCAAGAACUCAGCAUGCAGAGCAACCUUAAAAUGUGACGAUGCAUUUUGUAAGAGAUGUUCAUGCUGCAUCUGUUAUCAGUAUGAUGACAACAAGGAUCCAAGCCUGUGGUUAGUUUGCAGUUCAGAGGCUCCAUUUGAAGGGAAUUCGUGUGGCAUGUCUUGCCAUCUUGAAUGUGCCUUGAAGCAUGAAAAAUCUGGCAUUGGAAAAGAUGGAAAACUUGCUGGACUUGAUGGGAGCUAUUACUGUGUUUCUUGUGGCAAAGUGAAUGACUUGCUCGGUUGCUGGAGAAAACAAUUGGUGAUGGCAAAGGAAACCAGACGGGUGGACAUACUGUGCUAUCGUGUCUCCUUAAGCCAAAAGCUCCUCAACGGGUCUCUCAAAUACCAAAAGCUUUAUGAGAUUGUCAAUGAAGCUAUGAAGAAGCUUGAGGCUGAAUUGGGUGCUUUGGCUGGUUUGCCUGUAAAGAUGGGAAGGGGGAUUGUCAACAGGCUUUCUUCCGGACCAGAGGUUCAGAAACUUUGUGCUUUGGCUGUGGAAUCAUUGGAUAACAUGCUAUCCUAUGCCAAUUUACACCCAUUGCCCAAUCCAGCGAUACGAGAUCCAAAUUUUAUUGCACCAACAAUGGUGAGAUUUGAAGAUGUUGGUCCUACUUCCAUUACUGUGGCUUUUGGUUCGGAGAAUUUCUCACUGGGGAAUGAUGUUUAUUCCUUAUGGCAUCGUAAGGCUCAGGAUCUGGAAUAUCCAGCAGAACCAACUUGUAAGAUACUUGAACCAAAUAGAAGGUUUGUUGUCGAAGGUUUGACUCCAGCUACUGAGUAUCAUUUUCGAGUUGUUUCUUUCAAUGGUAAAAGAGAGUUGGAUAUGCCUGAUGUUAAGAUUGCGACUAGCAGUCAUGAGAAUGAACUUCCAAGCUGCUCAGUACUGGAAAGAAGUCAAAGUCCAGUAACCAAUUGCAGCAGCCUUUCUAAUCCAUCUUCGGUGGAAGAUGAAACAAAUAACAAUACUUCAUUCAGUGACCAAACUGAUAACAGGGCAGACAAUUAUCGUACUCACUGCAUGGUCACUGGUAAAAUUAGUUGUGCAAACUUGUCUAAUGAUGCCAUUGAUAGCAUUGUCCCUGGUGGAGGGGAAACUCCUGUAGAUGCGGUGUCUUUGUUGGAUGAAGGAGGAGCCAACGGAUUAAUUGGCUCUGGACUAAAUUUGGAUGUCCUAAAACUUGACAACAAACAACCUCCAGAAGAUCAGAUUGUUGAGGAGAUGAGUGCUGCUACUGGGUUAGACACCCUGGUAGCUGGCAUGGAACGGGUGCCAUAUGUGGGUAGGUCAGAAGACAAUUUGCCCAUUACUCCAUUCAAGUUGGAGAAGGUCAAAGAUAUCCAAGUAAGGAAUGGAAGAGCCAAAUUCAACAAGAAGGGUCUAGAAAAUGGUACAGGGAGAGGGGAGGAGCCCCUCAAUGGCAGCACAUCUAAGAAAAGUGUGGAAAGGAAGGAUGAGGAGUGCAGAGCAAAUGGUCUGCCGGACUCCGACUUUGAGUAUUAUGUGAAGGUAAUCAGAUGGUUAGAAUGUGAGGGACAUAUAGAGAAGAAUUUCAGGGAGAAAUUUCUAACUUGGUACAGCUUGAGAGCUACCCCGCAAGAGUUACGGGUUGUGAAGGUUUUUGUCGACACUUUUAUUGAAGAUCCAGCAUCUCUUGCAGGGCAGCUUAUGGAUACCUUUGCGGAAAUUGUUUCAAACAAGAGAUCAUCUGCUGUGCCAUCUGGUUUCUGCAUGAAACUUUGGCACUGAUGAGCCAUACAAUUGGUCCUGGUAUUUAUCAUCUAUUUUUCUCUGAAAACCUGUUUGAGGAAGGUUUAUUAGUAUUUAUUUAGAUCCCAUUAACAUAUUCUUCAUUUAGACACUAUUAUCAUUCAUUCCUGUCAUUACUAUUUCUGAUUCUUAUGAUGUAAGAAUGUUGAGAUUCGUUUCUUUUUUACGAUACAAUCUCCAUCUUAUUAUUAAUAUUUUA
Tripterygium wilfordii is the source of this 3623-nucleotide messenger RNA. RefSeq names its product VIN3-like protein 2. The transcript has 3 exons. Lineage: Eukaryota; Viridiplantae; Streptophyta; Magnoliopsida; Celastrales; Celastraceae. The coding region runs from base 1175 to 3403 and encodes 742 amino acids. Gene Ontology annotation, molecular function: protein binding. The record is from RefSeq and is a predicted model, not a curated record. Gene Ontology annotation, biological process: epigenetic regulation of gene expression; vernalization response.